Messenger RNA from Dichotomopilus funicola, 1296 nucleotides. RefSeq names its product apoptosis-inducing factor 2. The transcript has 3 exons. Gene Ontology annotation, cellular component: cytoplasm. The coding region runs from base 1 to 1296 and encodes 431 amino acids. The record is from RefSeq and is a predicted model, not a curated record. Lineage: Eukaryota; Fungi; Ascomycota; Sordariomycetes; Sordariales; Chaetomiaceae. Gene Ontology annotation, molecular function: electron-transferring-flavoprotein dehydrogenase activity; flavin adenine dinucleotide binding.
AUGGCACCCAAAUGCGUUCAAAAAGCGAUCUUGCUCGCCAAAUUAGUCGCCUACGGCUUCCGUGUGUUGUUCUCGGGGGCCAACCGCGCGUUAUGGGCUAAGUCCUUCGCGCUAACUGCACCAGCAACUAUCCAGCCCAUCGAUGCCUCCGAAGUCAAAAACGUCGUCGUCGUUGGCGCGGCGUUCGCCGGUUACUUUGCCGCCCGCUCCCUCGCCGCAACGCUCCCUCGAGACGGCCGGUACCGCCUCAUCAUCAUCGAGCCCAAUAGCCACUUCAACUUCACCUGGGUACUCCCGCGCUUCUGUGUUGUCGAGGGCCACGAACAUAAAGCAUUCAUCCCUUACACCCCCGACUUUUUUGCCCAGGCACCCCCGGGCAUGGUACAAUGGGUCAGGGACCGGGUCGUGUCUGUCGGAAAACAUAGCGUCGUCCUCCGUGACGGCGAUGAAAUUGCCUAUGAAUACCUCCUCAUCGCAACCGGGUCCACCGUAGCCAACGGGCUACCGUCUCGAGUUGGUAGCGAGAGUCGGGAAAAUGGAAUUGCUAUUCUCCAAGCGACACAGGCUCGCAUCAAAGCCGCGAGUCGGGUGGUCAUCGCGGGAGGAGGUGCAGCCGGUGUCGAGUUGGCUACGGACGCCAAGGAACGGUACCCAGAGAAGUCGAUCACGCUGGUACAUUCGCGACAGUCCGUCAUGCAUCGUUUCGGUCCAGAACUACAGAAAGGCGCCAUGGACGCCUUGCGGCAGCUCGGGGUUGACCUCAUCCUCGGCGAGAAGGUGGACCCUGAAAGCGCGGAUGGGAAGUUCAUCACGCUUGCCUCCGGGCGCCAGGUCGAAUGUGACUGUUUUUUCAACUGCACAGGCCAAAAGCCGGCAUCCGGACUCAUGGCCGAUAUUGCCCCUGGUGCAAUCGCUCCGUCGGGCCAUAUUCGCGUGAAACCAACACUGCAGAUUGAUGAUGACUCGCUCCCCAACGUCUUUGUCUGCGGUGAUGUGGCCGACGUCCAGGCUGUCAAUCCAAAUUCACGCAUUGCAGGCCGGCAGGCCGAAAUUGCGGCAGACAACAUCGUCCUGGCAGCACGGGGGAAACCAUUCGCUUACACUUAUAAACCGGAGUGGGGCGACGAAGUCAUCAAACUCACUGUUGGGCUGAACCGUUCGAUCACUGACAUAUGGGAUGGCCAAGCUGAGCUGAUGUUUACCCAUCAAGAAGCUGAUCCCGCACUUAUGUGCGGUCGGGCCUGGCAGUCGCUUGGGGCCAAGCCGUUUGAGGAUACUGGGGAUUACCCACGUUGA